AUGGGUCCUACCCCCGUUCUUGACCAAUUCCUCGGCAGCCUUGGGGAAUUGGUCCAGAAUCGCGACGGUGCUAAAGUACAGGACUUCCUUCAGAUCGAGCCGCCCCUCUCCGACAUUUAUGAGCGCAUGAUCGAGGAAUUACGAAAUAACUUCCCCCCAUGUCCCAAAUCUGAUGCCGAGCUUCUCCAACGAUGUGAUCGCCUCGUGCCGCGAUCCAAGGGUAGCUCCUCGUGGACCGCCUUUCCGACUUUUCUCAAGCUCUACCUGACCUUUCUGCGCGAUGUGAAGACGGAAAACUUGCUGGAGACAUACAAUUUAUUGAAAGCUUUGCUCAACCAGUGUGUGCUCGCCCUUGGAGAUAGCCAGAUGGGCGUCGUUGUUCUUCCUACUGUGCUCUACUUGUCCAAAGUCCUGGCGAAAUUGGCUAUGGGUCUCGAUCGUCGACCGGAUCUGAUCGCGCAUAUCCUACGCAUGGAAGGACAACCAGACCAAGAUGAUACGGUUGAGAAAGUGACUUUGGUGGAAAAAUCGGCAAAUGUGGUGCGCGAAGCAUUUAUCAAGUGUUUGACUGACCGUACCGGCACUCCUGGCCCGCACGGCAAGCCAGAGGGCAAACGGAUCGGUAUCUAUCUCAUGGCCAAUUUGUGUCUAAAACUUCUCUUCCAGUGCGGCAAGCUUCGCAACGCUGAACAGAUGUUUGCGAGCAUCACCGCGCAGUCGCCCCCCUUGGCUUACUUCCCUGCCUCGCAGCGUGUUACCUACCUCUACUACCUCGGUCGCUACCUCUUCGCCAACAACCUCUUUUUCCCUGCUCAGACUGCACUGCAGGCUGCCUAUGACCAAUGCCACCGCCAGGCAACAAGCCAACGACACCUAAUCCUCACCUAUUUGAUUCCAUGCAACAUCAUACUGGGCCGAUUCCCCUCCCGGGCGCUUUUGCAAAGACCGGAGGCACACGGUCUUGCCGAACAAUUCGAACCUCUAUGUCGGUUGAUCACUCGAGGAGAUUACCUUGCCUUCCGACAGCAUCUCUCCCUCAGCUCACCCACCGCUGAAUGGUUCGCCCGCAAAGGAAUUUUGCUCACUCUCCGCAAUCGAUGCGAGAUUCUUGUAUGGCGUUCUUUUGCGCGCAAAGUUUUCAUCAACGGAGGUUUCCACGGAGAUCCGCAGGCGCAGGCGCAACGCGGACCUCCCCCGUAUCUCUAUCUCAACAAGGCCGUUGUAGCAACGCGAUGGCUUCAAUCACAGCAUGCAUUAUCCGGGAAUGACCCGGCUGGUGCCACAGCAGCUCUCAACAAAUAUGGUUCACAGGUCAUCUUCGAACCCACAGAUUCCGAGUACGCGGGCUUGUCAGGGGAAGAUGAGUAUACUGGUCCCCAGGAUAGCGAAAUACUCGCAGAAUAUGGCGAUUACAUCGCCCCGGAUGGCUUCUAUAAUGAUGAAGGGUACUGGCAGCCCAGUGAAACCGGUCAACUGGUGGAUGGCGAGCCAUAUGAUGAUUAUGGCGACUGCGACGUGUACCCAUAUUCCGACGAACCCGAAGACAGCAGAUAUUCCCACACCCCGUCUCCUCUGAUGCGGGAAAUCGAGUCGAUAUUUGCAUCCCUCCUGACACAAGGUUUGAUGCGCGGGUACCUCACCCACCGCAACCCUCGAUUCGCCAUUCCGGGUGCCCGACUCCGAGGCGCCUUGCCUACAGGCUUCCCGAAUGUUUGGCAGACCAUCUUUUCGCAUGAGAACGAAGAUUCCAGCGUUCCUGGCUGGGUUCAGCCUCCGCCUACCGGGUUCAAUGCACCUAGAGCCAAUGGAGGAGCAGGGGGAGCAGGAGGAGCCGGAGGGGGCCGGGUGGUCAACCUCUCAGGAGCACGCCCAGUUGGAGUUCAAUAA
Messenger RNA from Penicillium arizonense, 1887 nucleotides. RefSeq lists its product as uncharacterized. The record is from RefSeq and is a predicted model, not a curated record. Lineage: Eukaryota; Fungi; Ascomycota; Eurotiomycetes; Eurotiales; Aspergillaceae. Gene Ontology annotation, cellular component: transcription export complex 2. Bases 1 to 1887 code for a protein of 628 amino acids. The transcript has 3 exons. Gene Ontology annotation, biological process: transcription elongation by RNA polymerase II; poly(A)+ mRNA export from nucleus; post-transcriptional tethering of RNA polymerase II gene DNA at nuclear periphery. Gene Ontology annotation, molecular function: double-stranded DNA binding; RNA binding.